UGUUGAACAAAUUUAUUUUCACCUAAAUGUCAAAAGUCGUAAUUGAAGUUAAGACAGCAAGGCUGUCCAGAGAUACAGAUACAUGGAGCAAGAUGGACCCCUACGUGGUCCUUAUUAGCGGGAGUGAGAAAAAGAAGACUAAAACUCAUAAUAAGGGUGGGAAGAACCCAAUGUGGAAUGAAUCCUUGACCUUGAAAUAUGUUGACACCAAUAUGACCAUCCAGGUUUGGGAUGAGGAUAUUACAUCAGAUGAUUUAGUAGGUGGAGGAGUAAUUGACCUUGAAGCCGCAGCAAGACUUGGAGGGCUGAAAGACUGGAUAACUAUCCAAUAUAAGGGAAAAGAAGUAGGCCAGAUUUAUGUUGAAAUUUCAUUUACUACUCCUACUGCCACAGCGCCAGCAAGUGCUUAUGCAGCAUAUACUCCCGCUACAACUCCUCCUUCAACUCAUUAUGCAGCUCCUACUGCUCCAUACCCCCCUACCGGGUAUCCUGCUACUUCUCCAGGAGUUUAUGCUCCUGCACCUGCUCCAAUACCAGCAUAUCCUGCUGGAGGUUACUCUACGCCUUCUUAUACACCGAGUGCAGCAACACAUGGACCCUCACCAUCAGCACCGGCUGGUGGGAUGCAACAUGCUCCUCCAGCUGGAGCUGCUUAUGCACCAGCUCCUGGGGCUUAUCCAGCCCCUGGCCCAGCACCUACACAUCCACCAGGUUCUUAUCCACCAGGGAGCUGGUAAACUUAUCAGAAAUUU
Moneuplotes crassus is the source of this 752-nucleotide messenger RNA. Lineage: Eukaryota; Ciliophora; Spirotrichea; Euplotida; Euplotidae. The record is from the annotation of a GenBank genome assembly.